Durusdinium trenchii is the source of this 2607-nucleotide messenger RNA. The record is from the annotation of a GenBank genome assembly. Lineage: Eukaryota; Dinophyceae; Suessiales; Symbiodiniaceae.
AUGUCGCGGGAAAAAGCCACCGUGGUUCACGCCAUUGACAAGUGCUUGGAUCAGAAGGAUGCCACCUAUCAAGUCGUUGGCCAGUGCUACAAUCAAUUGCCAUCUGCGAGAAGUGGUGCCAUCAGUGCCAGUGACCUCCAGGCAGUGCUCACAUCUAGUGCCAGAUCUCUUGGUUUGCCGGCACAAUUCUUCAUGGGCAAGGAGCAAAUUUUUGAGAGUUUUGAUCUCAAUGGCAAUGGUAUGAUCGAGGAAGACGAGGCCAAGCGAAUCAUUUGGAAACUACUGCAACACAAGCGACUGGAAUUGGCCGGUCGCCGGCCUAUUAAAGUGCCAGUCUCUUCGGUAGUUGCUCAAGGCUACAGUGUGGUCAAGGAGCUUGGCCGUGGUGGACAGGGGACCAUGUACCUUUGUACAAAGCGCUCUUGGUUUCGCACGUCGAAAUACUGCAUCAAGUUCUACGAGAAGGCCGAUGCAAAUGCAGGUGGUCUUGAUGAGCUGAUGGAUGAAUAUGCCCUGAUGUCCAGCUUGGACAAUCCACACAUUGCGAAAACGUAUGAGGUCUUCCAAGACAAGUCUUUUUACUAUCUUGUCAACGAGCCAUACUUCGGUGGAGACCUGACGAAGUUGGGCAAGAAUGCCUAUCAGAGCAAAGUCAGGAUCAGCGAGAACUGGUGGCGUGGCAUUUUUCGACAGUGCUUGGAAGGGCUUUGCUAUUUGCAUACACAGGGGGUAAUGCACUGCGACAUCAAGGAGCCCAACAUCAUGAUUGCAGCCAGCGAUUACCAGGUGCCCCAUGUCGUCCUGAUUGACUUUGGCCUUUCAACAGCGUUCACGAGCAACCGAGAAGGAGUUUGUGGCACGCCCGGCUACAUUCCACCCGAAACGUGGAGGACUGGUGUUUGGUAUCCACGGGGUGAUGUCUUCAGCAUGGGGGUCGUGUUCUUUCAAUGUGUUUGUGGUAUGGUGCCCACCAAAAAUGGCACAGUUCAAGGGGCCCUAGUUGAUGGCUGCAGAAGCCAAGAUGAGAUUGCCUCAGCAGCAUGGAGUAAGCCAUUGCCUUGGGAAAGGUUUCCAGGGAACAUGCCUUUGCUGCAAGACAUCAUUGAGCUCAUGACGCUGCGAGACAGAAGCCAUAGGCCAAGAGCAUUGCAAGCGGCAAACCACGAGUGGUUCCACGGCAGCAGCGACGUGGAUCUUCCAGCAAGCUCUUUGCAAGGUUUGAUCGGCUGUGCAGACAAGCAUCAAGUGAUCGAAGAACUGACAAUCCGCCUGGGAGAGGCCAACACGUUGCAUGCCAUGCGCCAGCUCCUGGAACAGUUUCAGAAACUUGAUCGACACAAGCAAGGGACCGUCGAGGAUGGUGUCGCGUACGAAUUACUUGUGCGGCAUGCGGUGCCCACCAAGGUUGCACAGCGCUGUGUCCAGUCUUGUGGUCGAGAUUUUCCAUAUGUUGCCCUGAUGAAUGACAUCCUGGCAUCCAAAGAAAGGUAUGGGUAUCAGUACAUCCUGGAGCUUUUCCAAAAGCUCGAUGUGGACCAUUCAGGGAGCCUUUCCGUGGGUGAGCUUCGAGGUCUCAUCGGCAGCGGGGUUUUUCAGCUUGCAGGGCCCGAGGAUGUCGACCGGUUGCUUUCUUGGAUGGACGUCAACAAGGAUGGCACUGUGUCCUUCGACGAAUUCCUCAAUGUGGCCUUGGAAUUUGGACAAAUUAGCAGUCGUGCAGAAAGUGAUGAAGCAAGCACAAGCUUUUGGGCAGGGCUUGGUUUGCGAGGCUGGGCUUCUGCUGAACCUGCAACCUCCAUAGGUGCUGGGCGAAGCUUUCAGCCGCGCGAGCCCAACAUCGGUGGGAUGCCCAGCCAGCAGCAAGGCGUGGAUUCCUUGGGGCAGCGGGCACAGCCAGUGCAGCAAGAAGUUCAGGUUUGGAGACUGCGAGUAGGCAUCCUGAAUGCUGAAGGUGCACCCUUCAUAGAUCCAAUGCAGUUCCACUCUGCCUACGUGAUUUGCUCUUUGUGCGGUGAAGACCCACAAUCCGACGCAGUGGAACUCUUUCGCACUCAUGCAGUUGGCUACAGUGGACAAGCGAGUUGGAAUAUCGAAGAGGAUUUGCUUGACUAUCAGCCACCCGACGGUUUGGAGCUCUCUGUUGUUUGCCAAGGCGCAGGAAAUUCUGAAUGGCUCCUUGGAAGCGCACGGCUUCAGCAUCGGCAAUUCUUUCCCCUUGGCUGCAAUACGCGCCUUACCUUGGUGCGUGCUGCUGAAGGUAUUCAAGGGACAUUGUGGGUGAAGGUUCUGGUGAUGGAGGACAAUGGCACGCCAGUCUCCGAAGCUCCGUUGCAAGAGCCUUCGCCUCCAAAGAAACAACAACAAUGGGCAGUUCAUCCUGGCUACCACGAAGCUGGAAGCUUUGCCAAUGCAACAGGAGCAAAUCGUGGCAUUCAAGUCACAUGGGGAAAGCGUUGGGUCGAAAAUCGCCAACCACAUCUGGCUGCUGUCAGACAGAUGGCAGCUCUACAGCCACAGCCACUGCCUGCAGUGCCACAACAUGUUUAUGCACCAAGCCCGCAAGCAGUCCCUAUGAUGCCUCCAAUGAUGGUGCCCAGGCGCGGCUGA